AGCUUCAACCUGCCUCAGUCUCUUUGAGGAAUUUCUUCGGGGAACUCGUGAGACGAGGAAGCCUUUGGCAUUGGUGACACAGAACUGAGAUAGCAACAGAACUGAUCAAGAACCGAGUCAAAGAGUGCUGCCAGAAAUAAAGUCUUCAGCCACUGGCCCAAGCAAGAGGGACUAAGAAAAGAUAGCCUCAAAUCCAAAUACAGCCAAGUUUCAGGGUACUGGCUGGACUCGUAACAGAUCUGAUACUGUAAGCUUCAGAACUGAGGACCAACACCAGAUUUCAUCAGACAGCAAUGGAACCUCAGGAGCAGGAGUUCGAAAUGGAGUACUGUGUGGGGCAAACUGUUGACAGCUGUUCAGUGAUCAACUUAAGGCCGGAUGAUCCUCCGAAGGUUAAGACAUGGGUAGUGGUUAAGGUGUGGGUGAAGGGUACCCGUGACCUAGAGGGUAACAGCAAGCAGGAUAAGGCCAAAGCAGCUGCCCUACAGGCUUUGGCAGAGGGCCUGCAUGAUUUGUGGCGCACACUGGAUGACAAGGACUUUGUGGUAGAAACCAUUACAUCAUACAUUUUGGCUGAAGAGGAUAUGGAUUUCAUAGGCAAGAGGUGGGGAGACAGUAGGGGGUGGGGAUAUAAAAUAAGUAAGCAGUGGGUAGCAGACCCCAGUGGUCCCAGGAUUCGUGACCCAAACGUAUUACAAUCUGCCUUACAGGGUUUGGUAGACAACAUGCAAGAUUUGUGGAAUAGACUGGAUGAAAAAGAGAAAUUCAAGGAGCCAAGUCCUAGGGACAUUAUAGUUGAAAGCAGAUCAUUUUCCAAUUUGGUCCCAGGUGACCUAAUGAAAUGGAAAGAGGAGAAGGUAGGAGCCAGCAGAGUGGGGGAAGAAGGAGAAACUAGAGAGUGGAGAGUGAGGAGCAAUUCCCACAGGAUUAGAGGCCUAAAAAUGGCUCUAGUUCCCUUUCAGGCUUUAGAAGUGGACACUCAGGAUUGGUGCCAUAUACUGGCUGAAAAUGGGCAAAAUCCUUGGAAUUCUGUAUUAGAAAUGGGAUUAUUUCACAGUGUCAGUAGAGCUGACCCAAUGAAACGGACAGGGGAGAGGGUAAGAGCCAACAGAGGUGGGGGAGAUAGAGUUACGAGGGAGCAGACAGUGGACACCAAUGCUCACAGUAUUUGUAACCCAGAGAUGCAACAACUUGCCAUUGACACAGCGGAGAGACUAAGCCUAGGAAAUAGGCCAGUUGUAAAAGAUUCCCCUUUGAAGCCAUGCUUCCCACCGAAAAUUUCCAAAUACAUGGCUAUUAAGUCGUUGGAGGGUGUGGCAGGGGGAAUGUUGAAAUUUGAGCCACUAAUGGGUAUCACCAAGGGAAUUGUCCCAUCAGGGUGGGAAGACACCUCCGAAGCCUGGGCCCGUGAUAACCUGGAUGUUGGCCAGAUGCAGGUGACCCCCAUCAUUAUAGAAGGGGCGUUUCCUCCUAAACUUAAACAGUUCCCCCUCCCUUUGGAGAGUAUUGAGGAAAUGACUAAGACGAUAUACAUCUUGAAGAAUCGAGGAUACAUAAAGCCAAAUAUUUCACCAUCUAGUGCUCCACUGUGUCCAGUAAAGAAGCCUGAUGGCACGUGGAGUCUCAAUAUUGAUUAUAGGGCCUUGAAUAGAGUGACGGCUCGAUUGAGUCUAGUAGAAACCACCUAUCAAGAUUUAGUGGAUAAGAUCCCAGGGAAUGUGAUCUGGUUCUCUGUACUGAGCAUUAACAAUUGGUUUUUGAGUAUACCGCUCGACCCUGUGAGCCAGCCUAAAACAGCUUUUACUUGGGGGAAGCAGCAAUACUGCUGGACUCGGCUGCCUCCAGGGUUUCUUAACAAUGUGGCCAUUUUUCAUCAAGCAGUGCGGGAUGUUCUCGCAGAGCUCUACCCCAUGGUGGCCCAAGAUAAGAAUGAGCUCCUCUGCUGGGGGAUUUCAGAGGAGGAGACCCGAAAGUUGACCAGGCUCAUUAUCCAGAGAUUGAGAGAUGUGGGCCUCAAGCUUGAUGGACAUAAAGUUCAGUUGGUUCAAAGAGAAGUGUCCUUUUUAGGAAUCAGGGUUGGGCCUUGUAGAUGGAGGCUGGGCCCUAUCAAUGUUUAAAAGAUUGAAGCCUUGCAUCCCGCAAUCCACCUGGAAUCAGUUCAACCCUUUAAGGGUUUGGUGGAGGUUUUGCUGAACAUUCUGUCCUAAUGCCGCUGCUCUACAAGCCCUUUAUAGAAGUUGGUUAAAACACAGAGGUUUCAUAGGUUGAAAUAAUAGCAAUAAUAAUAAUAUUGCUGGUAAAGCAUUUACUAGUAGGUAGCAAACACUGUGCUAGGAGCUGGAAUCAAGAAAGAGAGUCUGCAGGAAAUCUUUUUAAAGGCCCCAGUGUUGGUGAUCCCAAGAGUGAAUCUUCCAGUCAUCCUUUAUGGUGGAGAUUGGGGCAGGGGAGUUCCUUCUUGGCAGUGGAUAUUCACAGGAUAGACUAGUUGGGAGACCAAUGCCUCCCAUCAUUAUUCCCUGCUAGAACAGAUAUUUGGAGAAUGCAAAAGGGGAUUAUUGGGAAUAUUUUGGGGUUUAAACAAUUGACUGGAGAGUGUGAUGUGACUGUACAGACACCCCACAAUCCACCAGGUUUGAGCUGCCCUGGAGAUUCACUCUGAUCUGGAAAGACAUACCUAAUACUGUGAUGGUGAGCUUUGGUUCUAUCCAAUCCCCAGGUUUGGUACCCUAAAUUAAUGCUAAUGGAUCAAGAGGCUCUGGGGAUUCACUUGAGAUUUAGACCCUGCUACCGUGGAGCAGGUUAUUUUAAGUGUCCUCCAUUCUAUGCCAACCAGCUUCCCCAUACACAAUUCCUGUCCUGGUGAUUGGACUUCCAGAGUCAGGGAACGAUGCAUGAUUUGCCCAAGAACCACAAGUGAAAAAAGAACUAUAAAAGGGAAAAACCAUCCUUUUCCCAUAUGAAAACUAGAUAGUUAUUGCUACUAUCAUUUCCAAGGAAAUACCAGAACACCAACAGCCUACCUCAUCCAAAUAAUCCAUUUUGUUGUCUCUCUGUGCCCCCGUUCAGGCAGACCUCUUUCUGGAAUAAUUCAGCUCCACUUAUAUUGCCUCUCUACUGCUUCACCUCUGCACUUGAAUCCAUACCCCUUAAGCGUUUUAGGUGUUCACCCUCCUCCCGUAGUACUUAUGUAUAUGUUCUUAUAUUGGGUUCCUUCCCCUACUUGUAAUGUAUUUUACUGUCCAUCUCCCUGGCUAGAGUGUAAGCUCCUUCAGGGAAAGGAUCAUGCCUACUUAUUCUCUUGCACCACACAACCUUUCCCAACAAUUAUGCCAACUCGUUUCAGGUUUCUUCAGUGAUUGGACUGUUUGCCCAUUUGCCAUCUCUAGACUAUAAGCUCGUUAUGGGCAG
Molecule: messenger RNA, 3408 nt
Organism: Tachyglossus aculeatus (Australian echidna)
Lineage: Eukaryota; Metazoa; Chordata; Mammalia; Monotremata; Tachyglossidae
Exons: 3
Coding region: 294-2117 (607 amino acids)
Source: RefSeq, a predicted model, not a curated record